CAAGUUUAAAAACCGGCCCACUAACCCCACUCCCUAUAUAUAAGGGCCUCCAUCUCUAAUUCAAUCCUCAUUGUAAUACCUAAUUUUCGCAAAUUGAAGAAAAGCUCUCCGGCGAAGAAACCCUACUCGUUUGAAAAUCGAUGGCCCGUACUAAGCAAACCGCCCGCAAAUCCACCGGUGGCAAAGCCCCGAGAAAGCAGCUCGCCACCAAGGCGGCGAGGAAGUCGGCUCCGACCACCGGAGGAGUAAAGAAGCCUCACCGUUACCGCCCUGGAACCGUCGCUCUCCGUGAAAUCCGAAAGUACCAGAAGAGCACGGAGCUCCUGAUCCGGAAGCUCCCUUUCCAGCGUCUGGUUCGUGAGAUUGCGCAGGAUUUCAAGACAGAUCUGAGGUUUCAAAGCCACGCCGUCUUGGCUCUGCAGGAAGCGGCCGAGGCCUACCUCGUGGGUCUCUUCGAGGACACGAAUCUGUGCGCUAUUCACGCCAAGAGGGUCACGAUUAUGCCGAAGGACAUCCAGUUGGCGAGGCGUAUUCGAGGCGAGCGUGCUUGAGGUUGAUGGAUGAUCGGAUUUUGAUUUUAUGUGGUGCUAGAAUAGUUAGGGAUACCUUUGUUUGCGGACAUUUCGUUCUUUAUAUUCUCUUGCUGUAAAUUUUAUAGACCAUAAUGACAAUAUUGUUUCUAUAAUUUCUAAGGUGUUUUUUUGUCCAAUUCGUUCUUUAUUUUCUCUUGCUGUCAAUUUUACAGAUCUUAAUGGCGAUAUUGUUUCUAUAAAUUU
Molecule: messenger RNA, 776 nt
Organism: Striga asiatica
Lineage: Eukaryota; Viridiplantae; Streptophyta; Magnoliopsida; Lamiales; Orobanchaceae
Source: the annotation of a GenBank genome assembly